AUGGGAGCUGGACAGGAGAUAGAACAGGAGCUAGGACAGGAGAUAGGACAGGAACUAGGACAGGAGAUAGGACAGGAGCUAGGACAGGAGCUAGGACAGGAGAUAGGACAGGAGAUAGGACAGGAACUAGGACAGGAGAUAGGACAGGAGCUAGGAGAGGAGCUAGGACAGGAGCUAGGACAGGAGAUAGGACAGGAGAUAGGACAGGAGCUAGGACAGGAUAUAGGACGGGAGAAAGGACAGGAACUAGGACAGGAGCUAGGACAGGAGAAAGGACAGGAGCUAGGACAGGAGAAAGGACAGGAGAUAGGACAGGAGCUAGGACAGGAUAUAAGACAAAGAAAAGAAAAUAAACAAACAAAAAGAUUAUAAAAAUAA
This is a messenger RNA of Eurytemora carolleeae, 378 nucleotides long. Its product is annotated as gametocyte surface protein P230-like. The record is from RefSeq and is a predicted model, not a curated record. The transcript is spliced from 2 exons. NCBI's taxonomy places the organism in Eukaryota, Metazoa, Arthropoda, Copepoda, Calanoida, Temoridae. Bases 1 to 372 code for a protein of 123 amino acids.